GAGCGAGGGAAGAGACCGGUCAGUGUCGGUGUGAGUGUGGUGGCGUGUGGUGGUGCCGCUCUGAGCUCUGCCUUCCCUUGACUGGGCGGCCGCCGGGGGAUAACGCCACUCUGCCCCCCAAGACAGCCUGCUUGUUUGCUGUCCAGGAUGCCGAGACGGGCGCCUUCCCUCAGUGUGGUGGCUGUGGUGGUGAUGGUGGCGCAAGGGUGGCUACUCUCCCCUACCUCGGCCUCCCUCUUCGGUGACGCCAGCGCCCUCCCCAACAAAGACACGCUGGACGAGGUGGACCUGCUGCAGGCCAUCGCUGUACCCUUCGCUGACCCGUCCACCCAGUACUUCGUCACCGGAUUCGACGGCUUCCCGGCCUUCGGGUUCAAGGUUGGCGCCAGCAUCAAACACCCGUAUCGACUCUUCAUUCCCGUCAGACUCUACAGGACAUUUUCGAUACUGAUCGCCCUGAAGCCCGACACAGACAGCCCGAUGUUCGCCUUCGCCGUCACCAACCCGUUGGAGAACAUCAUCCAGCUGGGCGUGGGCUUCGCCUCGGCCGAGCGGGGCCGGACCAACGUGUCCCUCUACUACACUGACGGCGAGCGGCACAUGACCUCCCAGACCAUCGCCUCCUUCAUCGUCCCGGAGUUUGUGGGCUCUUGGAGCAGGCUGGCCUUCAGCGUCGGGGAGGACAACAUCCAGCUGUGGUACAACUGUGAACUCUUCAGCGACAUCUUGGUCAAGCGGGUGCCUCUCCAGCUGGUCUUCGACUCCGCCUCCACCCUCUACAUCGGCCAGGCCGGAGGCAUCCUCAAGGGGGAGUUUGAGGCCGACAUGGAGAACGACCAAGAGUCUCCACUGCCGCCCUUCGAAGGCUCAGGAGAGGAUGAUAUGGACGGCAUGCCCCCGCCGCCGCCAAUGCCGCCCUUGCCGCCGCUUCCCCUGCCACCAGGGCGACGGAGGAAAGGGUUCCCGCACCAGGGCCCCAAGGGCGAGAAGGGCGAGGCUGGCCUACAGGGACCCCCUGGAAAGUCGGUAGCAGGCCCCCCAGGGCCCCCUGGCCCCCCUGGCAGAGCAUACAGUCCUGACAUGCCUGAUUAUGGCUCUGGUGAUGGAGAGAACGACAUGUCGGUGCAGUUUGGCGAGGGAGCGCGAGGCCCUCCUGGACCCCCGGGAGAGUGUACCUGCAACGUGACCACACUGGUUGCCAACGUCCUGGCAAAGUUGCCCAAGGGACUCCCUGGCCCCGAAGGUCCCGCAGGAAGAGACGGAGUCCCCGGGACCCCAGGUACAUCGGGGCAGCCAGGACCUCCAGGGGAACGCGGUCUCGAAGGACCCUCGGGCAGUAAAGGAGACAGAGGAGACCCUGGCAGCCCAGGCCCAGAGGGAAUGCAGGGCCCUAAAGGCGAGUCUGGUGUAGAUGGGGCCCCAGGGCUUCCAGGAGAGCGGGGACCUCAGGGCCCACCAGGACCCCCAGGCUGGGGCAAUGCUGGCUUCGAUCCUAUGUGGAAACCUCGCACCAUGUUCAAGGUUGAUGGUGGUCUAGCAGUGGCACCAGCCCGACCAGGGACACCAGGGACGCCUGGGGAGAAGGGAGAGCAAGGUGCUCCAGGCCCUCGAGGCAGUCGGGGCUACCCAGGCGCCAAGGGGGAGAGAGGCAACACUGGCAGAAAGGGAGACAAGGGAGAGAGGGGACUCCCAGGACUGGAUGGAAACUCUGGGCCCAAGGGCGAGCCAGGAGCACCAGGAAUGAAUGGAGCACCAGGGCCUCCAGGGUUUGAUGGAGUGGCAGGCCAACAAGGUGCUCAAGGCAAGAAAGGUGAGCGAGGCGAGCCAGGCAUUGGGCAGCAAGGGCCACCUGGCACUCCAGGAGGACUCACUGAUGAGGACCGCAGAAUUAUUAUUGACCAGCUGAUUGGUACCCUGGAGGGCAAAGCGGGUGGUGACGCUAGCGGAGGAAGUGGCAUCAACCUCUUUGACAGUGCUGAUGGCGUGUCCUGGCUUUCAGUUGGCGAUGAUGAGGAUUUCAAGUUGGAGGGAUCGGGACUGGUGGAGUACAAACCUUUCUUGCCCAAGGCUGGCUCUGGGCUCCUGGGACAACCAGGACCCCCAGGACCUCCAGGACCCCAGGGGCUGCAAGGAAUGCCAGGACUCACAGGGGCCACAGGAAAACACGGGGAGGUAGGGCCUCCUGGAUUGCCGGGAGAGCAGGGACCUCCUGGAUUAAAGGGGGAACCUGGCAUGGCUGGUGAAGCUGGACCUGCUGGUCCUAUUGGUCCAGUUGGUCCAUCAGGAGUGAAGGGAGACACCGGACCCCCUGGCCCACCUGGACCCAUCACGACUGUGGUCCAGCCAGAUGGCACUAACAUUACCAUUGUCAAGGGUGCCAAGGGUGAACGAGGAAAACGAGGCAAGCGAGGUCGUCGCGGUAAGCCUGGGCCUCCCGGGUCCAUUGGUGACCUGGGCCUGCCGGGAUGGCCGAAUGACACGGACAUCGGAUCACCAGGGCGUCCAGGCCCCCCAGGACCUAUGGGCAUCGGGCAGAAAGGGGAGCCAGGCCCUCCAGGACCUGCAGGCAGCAGUAGCUUUCUCAAUGGCAUUCUAGGUGGCAGUGAUUCUGACACACCUACAGUGCUGGGUCCACCAGGGCCACCUGGACCACCAGGUCCAAUUGGCCCUGAGGGCCCUCCUGGGCCUCCUGGUCCAUCUGGUAGAUUACAUGAGGGUGAGAACCAGAUGUAUAUCCCUGUUCCUGGGCCACCUGGACCACCUGGACCACCAGGUCUACCAGGUACGCCUGGACUAUCCAUCGAGGGCCCUCCAGGACCCCCAGGGGAACCUGGCAUGUCCCGAAGAGGUCAUCCUGGCAAACAAGGACCUGCCGGCCUACCUGGUGGCAACAUGCCCGGUCCAAAAGCGGCCUCAGGCAGCCUUGGAGGCAUCGCUGAGCUCCGUCGGCGAAUAUCUGGCCGCCGCAGAAACAGAGGUCCUCCUGGUCCCCCAGGUCCUCCUGGCCAGUCAGCUGAUGGUGGAGGUCGGGGUGGGGCUUCCCACAGGAUUGUGCCUGGAGCUGUAACCUUCUCUGACAGAGAUGCAAUGCUCAAGAUGAGCUCAGUGUCACCCGUGGGUACGCUGGCCUUUGUUGUGGAGGAAGAGGCACUACUGGUACGUGUGGGUGCUGGCUGGCAGUAUGUUGCA
Procambarus clarkii (red swamp crayfish) is the source of this 3189-nucleotide messenger RNA. Lineage: Eukaryota; Metazoa; Arthropoda; Malacostraca; Decapoda; Cambaridae. The record is from RefSeq and is a predicted model, not a curated record.